AUGGAAGACGUGGACGAAGGAAUUCUAAGUGAUGUUAUUUAUGAAGCUCUUAAGACAGCCUUUGGUCAUAAAGAGUUUAAAACAAAGCUACAAAAGGAUGCCGUUUUUGCAAUCGUUCGUGGUGGUAAAGAUGUGUUUGUUAGUAUGCCUACUGGAGCUGGUAAAUCGUUAUGUUAUCAACUACCAGCUAUUAUGGCAGAGGGAAUUACAAUGGUUGUUUCCCCUUUAAUAGCUUUGAUGCAAGAUCAAAUGGAUCAUCUGGCAGCAAGAGCUAUUCCAGCAGAAACAAUCAACUCCAAAAUGACAGAAACUGAUAGAAAACGUGUUUUGGCAGAUUUAUAUUCUGAGACACCAUUGACUAAAUUAUUGUACAUCACUCCCGAGCAAGCAGCUACUGAAACAUUUAAAAAUUUAGCUCAGAGUUUAGUGGAGAGAGAAAAAUUGAACUAUUUUGUGAUUGAUGAAGCUCAUUGUGUUUCUCAAUGGGGUCAUGACUUUCGACCAGACUAUUUGAAACUUGGUUUUAUGCGCGUAAAACUUAUACCUAAAGUGCCUUGUAUUGCAUUGACUGCUACAGCUAAUAAGCAAGUCAUUGAAGACAUAUUUCUUCAGUUAAAGUUAAAGAAACCAUUAAAGUUUAAGAGCAGUUGUUUUAGAACUAAUAUUUAUUAUGAAGUAACAAUGAAGCAGUUAAUCAGAGAUCCCUAUACAGAUUUGUUUGAUUAUAUAAAACAGUGCUUGGGUGGAACUUUGCCUGAAAAUCCCAAGAAAGUCAGUGACUGGUAUGGAUGUGGUAUAGUGUAUAACAGAACUAAAGACGGUUGUGAAGAGGUAGCACAUAGACUGUGUCAAAAGAAUAUACCAGCUAAAGCUUAUCAUGCUGGUUUAAAGACUGGUGACAGACUAAAAGUUCAAACAGACUGGAUGGAAGGAAAAGUACCUGUUAUUGUAGCUACUGUUAGUUUUGGUAUGGGUGUUGAUAAAGCCAAUGUCAGGUUUGUAGCUCAUUGGACGAUGCCCCAAUCUAUGGCAGGGUAUUACCAGGAAUCAGGUAGAGCUGGUAGAGAUGGUAAACAAUCCUAUUGUAGAUUAUAUUAUUCUAGAGAAGAGAGAGAUAAAGUGGCAUUUCUUAUUAAUGCAGACUUAAAACGACCCAAGAAAGAUUUGGCUGCUGCUAAAAUGAGAUCUAAAGCUACAAUGGAUGGUUUUAACAAUUUUGUGGAAUAUUGUGAAAAACCCAAGUGCCGACAUUGGACAAUUACAGAUUAUUUUGGUGAUGAGAAACCAGAUUGUCAGAAGAACUGUGAUGUUUGUAAAUAUCCUAAAAGAGUGGUUGAAGAUUUAAAGAAUUUGGUAUCAGGAUCAUUUGGAAAGACUAGAAUCAGUAAAGAUACUGGUGAAGUAGAUGUAGAUUUAUAUGGUGGGGGCAGAAGAGGCCUAAAAAAGUAUGUGUAA
This is a messenger RNA of Lottia gigantea (owl limpet), 1455 nucleotides long. RefSeq lists its product as hypothetical. Gene Ontology annotation, biological process: double-strand break repair via homologous recombination. Gene Ontology annotation, molecular function: ATP binding; nucleic acid binding; four-way junction helicase activity. The transcript has 6 exons. Lineage: Eukaryota; Metazoa; Mollusca; Gastropoda; Lottiidae. Gene Ontology annotation, cellular component: chromosome; cytoplasm. The record is from RefSeq and is a predicted model, not a curated record. The coding region runs from base 1 to 1455 and encodes 484 amino acids.